This is a messenger RNA of Cololabis saira (Pacific saury), 4028 nucleotides long. Its product is annotated as carboxyl-terminal PDZ ligand of neuronal nitric oxide synthase protein. The coding region runs from base 411 to 2420 and encodes 669 amino acids. Lineage: Eukaryota; Metazoa; Chordata; Actinopteri; Beloniformes; Belonidae. The record is from RefSeq and is a predicted model, not a curated record. Gene Ontology annotation, molecular function: nitric-oxide synthase binding. The transcript is spliced from 11 exons.
GUGCUUUGUGGAGGGAGGGAGAGACAGACAGACAGACGGCUGCAGCGUCUGGAGCGACUGAGCCGCAUCACCUGCGGAGAGACACGGAUCUGGAUCUCCUCUGGGACUUCUGCAGCAGACCUCCUCCGCGUUUCCAUUUAUCCCAAGAAGCACAAGCGGAGCGGGAUUCUUUCAGUGUCUGUCAGUGGUUUGUUUUGGGAAAACAGACCCGCAGUUUUGUCCUCCUUGAGGACGGGACGCUUGGAGCCCCAAGCGGCAACAAUGGAGCGCGUUUCCACCGGGAAGCGUCUCCUGGAGCCGCGCUGAGCGCUCACAUGGGGACCGUAGCGACCCUGUGUUUGUCUGUGUAGCUGCUGGACACUGUUUGCUGUGUUUUAGAGGAGGGUUUUCCCUCUCGUUUGGAGCCCGGGAUGCCGGCGAGGAACAGGUACAACCUGGUGGACGAUGUGGCGGACUCCAGAGUGCCGCUGCACAACGAGGAAGCGUAUCAGCAUGGGAUUUGUUUCCAAGCCAAGUACGUGGGGAGUCUGGAUGUACCCAGGCCAAACAGUCGGAUGGAGAUCGUGGCAGCUAUGAGGAGAAUCAGGUAUGAAUUCAAGGCCAAGAACAUCAAGAAGAAGAAGGUCAGCAUUGUGGUGUCUGUUGAUGGAGUCAAGGUGAUGCUGAGGAAGAAACAGAAGGUAAAAAGAAUGGACAUGGAUGAGAGCAAGAUGUUGAUCAUGCAGGAUCCAAUAUACAGGAUUUUCUACGUAUCCCACGAUUCCCAGGAUUUGAAGAUCUUCAGCUACAUUGCCAGGGAUGGCUCCAGUAACUCCUUCAGAUGCAACGUCUUCAAAUCAAAGAAAAAGACGCAGGCCAUGCGUAUCGUGCGGACGAUCGGCCAGGCGUUUGAGGUGUGCCACAAGCUCAGUCUGCAGCACGCCGAGCAGGACGCUGAUGGACAGGCAGACGGGGAGAGUGAGAAGUCGACAGAGGAGUCCGGCGCCAACGGCUCUAAACUAACGGGAGCAGAGCGAGGAGGAGAAGAAGAAGAGGAAGAAGAAGAGGACAGUAAAUGUGGAGGAAGACAAGGAGGAGCAAUCCCUUCAGCUGGUGCUUCAUUGGGUGAAAAAGCCGUCAGUGAGAUUUUGCAGAGUCUGGCUGGACUGAAUGUCGUUAAACCUGGACAGACUAUCAUAGACUUUGAUCGAAGGUCAGUUUUCACUGUGACGCCCCAGGGCAUCGCUCCCAGCAGCCCUCGCUCUCCAUCUCUCACUCCACUGGCGUCGCAGCACUACCUGCAACUUCUGCAGCAGCAGCUGCAGCAGCAACAGCAACACACUCAGGUGGCCGUCGCACAGGUGCAGCUGUUGAAGGAUCAAAUGGCUGCAGAGACUGCAGCUCGCAUGGAAGCUCAGGCCCGCAUCCACCAGCUACUGUUGCAGAACAGAGACCUGCUGCAGCACCUGGCGCUGCUCGUGCAGCAGCUGAAAGAGCUGGAGGCGCGCUCCGUAAAAACGGGACAGCUGGGGCAGCAGGAGACACAAGCCAACGGCCAUGAUGGCCGGCAGCCAGCAUGCGACUCCGUUUCCACGUCAGCGAAUUGUCUCUCCCUGGACCUGAAGAACCACUACAAUCAGACCCUGGACCAGCUCUUCAGCUCUGCUCCCACAUGGCCGCUCCAAGCCUCACCUCUCUCCCCAACCCAGGUGGACUCCAUCCAGUCGUACAUCAACCUGCUCAACGUGGAGAACGGCUCCAAGCCGCUCGCUGACCUGGACCCCUUCAUCAGGUCCAACGGCGCCGCCGGGAACCAGGAGAGCUGCAGCAACGAGAUUGUCCCAUUUACGUCGAGAAACUUGACCAUCAUGGAUGAAAAGUGUAAACAGAUUAUACCCAAACUCGACCCUCCUCCACCUUCCACGAACCGCAAGAGGGGCAGCAGGACAUUCUCUCCGGGGUCAGAGGUCCCAGCUGCGCCCACACCCACGGAGAUCAUUGCCAACGAAGCGGCCCCGAGCCGCAGCAGCAGCCUGUCGUUCCCCGACAUGACCCCCGGCUCCCUGUCGUCCGCCGACUUCCACUCCCUGAGCAACGGAGAGAGCAGCUCCUCGUCCACCAGCGAGGACUCCGGCGUCCGCUCCGACACCAAGUCCCUGCUUUCGCCCCUGCGCGACGACGACGAAGAACUGUUCGGGCACCGCACCACGUUUCUAACGGCGUCCAGCAGCUGCGGAAGUCCCCUGGAGGAGAGAGGGGAAGCAGUUCUGUCGUCACCCGAGUCUUCUCCCACCGAUGUAAACGCCUUGCGUUCGGGAACCUGUGGCCACCCGCCGCCGUUCCCCUCUCCUCUCAACGAUACCUGCCUUCACAUCAGUUUUUCUGAGGAUGAGCUGCUGGAGAGCAGCCAGGAGGACGCUAAUGUCCCCCAGCGGAGUUGAAGACGAGCUGCUGUUGCAGGCACCGGAGACUUUCUCUUCAUCGGCUUUAAUCUAAUACAAAACUCUCUGACCCCCCGAUGUUUGCACUGGUCUCCAUUUCAGGACUCUAUAUUAUUCCAUUUACUUGUGACACGGUGCACCUGUUACUAAAAAUACUCUAUUGUAUAAAUUAUUAGCCAAUAGACAGAUUUAGUAUUUUUGUAAUGAGAUUACAGAUGUAAUUUACUUUUUAGAGACUAGAGAGCUAAGCAGAGUACAUGUAGUGAUUGAUGCACUGUUGAAGUCACACAUAAUUUAAUGUAGAUUCAAAGCUAAUGAGGGAAAAUAUUUUAUUUUUGCCAGUAGUCAUGAAAACAUUUUGUGUGAGGCGUCACAAGCUAUCAUGGAAAUGCCAGAUUUCAGAGUGAGUGAGAAGAUAUGGCAGAUGUUGGGAAAAGCCUUGCUCUCUUUAAUGCACCUGAAGAGGUGGUGUGUGGAAAGAAAGGAUAAAAGAAAGUCAGAGAAGGAACAAAGGGAAGAUCCAGGUUUUUGUUGUUUUUUUUUGUGCUUCAUACCAUCAGGGGCGGGUGGGUUUAAGAGUAUCUUAAACCUCCCUCUUGCUUGUUUUGUUAAAGAGUUUUUUCAGAAUCAUAGGCCUCAGCACAUCUUUGGGAAAGUUAGUGUUUUCUUUGUUGAUUCAGUUCAUUGCCUAGUUGAAAACAAGACUAUUUCUGCUUUUGAUGAAAAUGUGUUUUAGUUGUGACAAAUAGGAAAGGAUGAAAGAAAAAGCCUCAAACACUGACGAAAGAAAGUAAAGUCAUGUCCAAAUGUUAGCAGCCCCUCUUCUAAUACUACAAUUAGUUUAGUUUUUUCUGUAUAAACAUUAUAAGAUGUUAUCUGACCAUUUUAGGUCUUGUUUUUCAGCAAAUACAACCUUAGACAAACAUAAAACAUAGAAAUUAAACCAAAACCAAUAAAAUCGUGCAGGCAAUACUAAGUAUCCCCACAAUUCAACAGCCUGUACAUUUACAUUAAGCAGCAAUGACUUGAAGUAGAUGGAUCCUUACGACUUAACCAGUUUCUCAUUUCAUUGUGCAUACAUUUUAGACCAUUCUUCUUUGCAACAUUACUUGAUUCUUUAAUUUUUCAGCCAUUCUGAUGGAGAUCUGGUGCAUUUCAAAUAACUGUCAGGUUGCAUGACCCAGUACUGAUUUCAGAGUUUCUGCUAAAAUUUCACAGGUCUAACCGAGGCUCGUGUGGGAUGUAACUUUUAGGUGUUUUUGUAUUUGUUUUAGUCUUUCUUAGAGAUGAAUUUUACAGAGAUUUCCAAUCCUGGGAAGCCGGACAUCUGACUUUAAUGUUUACCACCAGGAUUGUGCAAAGAUUCUAAGAGUUAUUGCCAUGACAUUAAUAACAUCCGUAAUGUCAAUGUUGCAGCAACAAACAAAUCGAUAAAUGAUGGUCCAUUGUUUUCCAAAUGUUAUACAUUCAUCCUCUAAAUGUCCAUCAUAUAUUUAGCAAUCACCUGGAACCCAGUUUUUAUGCUUCUUUGUAUCUAGAGAAGAGCCAGGAAAAUAUGGGAAGCUUUAGUUGCAAAACAGAAAGAUAUUGUCUUCAUGCCCUCAAAUA